This is a messenger RNA of Racocetra persica, 400 nucleotides long. NCBI's taxonomy places the organism in Eukaryota, Fungi, Glomeromycota, Glomeromycetes, Diversisporales, Gigasporaceae. The record is from the annotation of a GenBank genome assembly.
AAAAAUUAGGUGGCACUUCUAUUCAAAAUAGAGAUUAUUUAUUAAAAACUUAUGAUCGGUAUAAGAAACACUCAAAUUGUCGAUGUACUUUACCAAAAGAAGUUGUUGGUCCAUUCGAAUUUGAAGAAUUCAGAGAAAUUAAAAAAAGUUUUACCAAAGCUUAUAGAGAAAAAAAAAAUAUAAAAGAACUAAAGCUUGAAGAACAUCAAGGAGAUUUAGACAGUAACGAAAUAUUAGAAGAAGAAAAAACACCACUUGAAAUAUUUAGAGAAAAUAAAAAUAAAAUUCUAUAUUGUAAAAAAGAUUUAGAAGCUGAUUAUGAAGAUUCAGUUGUUGAAUCAUCAAAAAAAUGUAAAGCCAAAGAAAUUGAAAAGGAUGAUGAAAAAAAGAAAAAAUACUA